UAAGCAACAGCUAGAAGUGCCUUGUCAUACACAGACUUUUGUUCAAGGAGUGAGCAGUGAGCAUAAGCCAACGGGCAAAAUACUGUACCAUCAAACAUGUCUGACGCAAGAAAAGUGAAAUACCUGGAUCCACCUACUUGGAGCAUGUGUUGUCAGUGCAAUUAUGUAUUGACAAAACCUUUGCAGCUGCCAUGUGGUCAUCUAGUCUGUGAGGAAUGUGUUGAUGGUCUAUUUGGAAAUGAGACAAUGAUUUCAUGUCAUGUCGAUAAAUGUGGAGAUCAAAUUUUCAAAAAUAAGGUGUUUCCUGACAAACACAUCGAACGAAAACUUCAGAACCUCGAUGUGUACUGCACUAAAAGGGAAAAUGGCUGUAUGGAGGUAAUGGCUCUAAAGGAUCUUCAGAAUCAUUUAUUAGCUGACUGCGGGUAUAUCGGAGAUGAAUGUCAAUGUGGAAAAGCAAACAUCAAGGUAACCUCUGUUGACCUCCGUUUUCACGCCAAAUGUACCGGCUUUUCAAAACCUUCUAAAUGUUUUCCAGUGAAAGAUUUUAUUUUGGGUAGAUGUUACUUGUAUAAUUCAUUUACACAGGCGGAAUCACGAGACGCUUCCAUUGGAGCCUCCAUUCUAGAAGAACACAAGAGAAUGAAGGAAACCAAAAAGGAGACAUUUGAGCAAGUUCCAGAUUUAAAAAAUCAAAACGAAGAAAUAGAGAAGGAAAUCCAGGAAGCACAAGAAAAACUUCGUCAGUUUAAUUGUUUGCAAAAGAAGAUGACCUCAGUUAAUGACCGUUUGAACCAGAUCAGUCGACGACUUUAUCAUCAAGAACGUGCAAGUUACAACGGAGUGUUCCUGUGGGAAAUCAAGGAAUACAGGCAAAGACGUCUGGAAGCAAAUGAAGGUGAAAAUAGUUCCCCAUUCUACUCAAGUUCUUUUGGAUACAAGAUGUGUGGACGAGUCUACCUCAACGGAGACGGCGAGGGCCGUGGAACACACUUGUCGUUCUUUUUUGUCAUUAUGAAGGGCGACCUCGAUGCCCUUUUACCGUGGCCAUUUCAGCGGCGCGUAACUCUGACACUGAUGGAUCAAGACACUGGGACACGGAACUUGUCUGAAACUUUCAAUCCUGACACUAUAAGCAACAACUUCAGAAGACCAGAAUCGGAAAUGAAUGUUGCUUCAGGAAUUCCAAGAUUUGUAAAACAUGGUAUUUUGGAAACACCUACAUACCUUCAGAACGACACAAUCUUCCUGAAGAUAGAGGUUGAUGCGGGCAGCAUCAAUGAAGGCGAUGCUUCUUCAUUCCACGGUGAUGAACACAAUGUAGAAUGCACAGAGGAAGAAGGUCAACAAUCUAGGUAAACAAGGUACCUUGGAGCGAACAUUGAUUAUUGGUUGAAGUUUGAUAUCCAACCAAAGACUCUUUUUUACUAUUAUAGGGCUAAUUAUACACUUGGCGACAUUGAACAAUUUCAUGAAAAAAAACUCUGAAUGAAAAUUUUUCCUGUUCAAGGAUUUUGUAAUUAUU
Messenger RNA from Ylistrum balloti, 1525 nucleotides. Its product is annotated as TNF receptor-associated factor 3-like. The transcript has 7 exons. Gene Ontology annotation, biological process: regulation of apoptotic process; positive regulation of JNK cascade; tumor necrosis factor-mediated signaling pathway. The record is from RefSeq and is a predicted model, not a curated record. Bases 97 to 1359 code for a protein of 420 amino acids. NCBI's taxonomy places the organism in Eukaryota, Metazoa, Mollusca, Bivalvia, Pectinida, Pectinidae. Gene Ontology annotation, molecular function: zinc ion binding; protein binding. Gene Ontology annotation, cellular component: plasma membrane signaling receptor complex.